Pieris rapae (cabbage white) is the source of this 1384-nucleotide messenger RNA. RefSeq lists its product as uncharacterized. Bases 191 to 727 code for a protein of 178 amino acids. The record is from RefSeq and is a predicted model, not a curated record. Lineage: Eukaryota; Metazoa; Arthropoda; Insecta; Lepidoptera; Pieridae. The transcript is spliced from 6 exons.
AGUCAAGACCACACAGUAAUGUCAGGCGCUCCGACAUUCAGACAUACGAUUCACGAGCGAAGCACGCGUUGUUUGCCGCGCAAUUCAGUGUUUUGUGCGAACUUAUACCCAGUGUUAGUGAUUGUGCCUGUAUUUCUGGUUUAAACAGAGGUACCAUGAUAUAAACAUUCGAUAAACACAAAAUACCAAAAUGAAGAGAUUGCAAACUUUUUGUUGCUGUGCGUCCACGCGGACUGGCUCCAUCAUCACAGCAUGUCUUGGAAUAAUCCUGGCAAUAGCUACAAUUAUUAUGAUAUGGGUACUCGACAGGCACAAUGUAUCCUACAGGACAUUUAUAUUCGCUGAAGACUUUGACAAGAAACUCGCCGACAUGGACAUUCCAAGGAUAAUAUUAACAAUCAACCUGUGUUUUACCGUCCUUAUCUGUGGCCUGCUAAUCAUAGCAGUUUUAAAGACAUCGUACUCGAGACGAUCCUGGUUAAUGCUGCCCUGGGUGGUGUUAGGUAUAGUACUGGCAAUCGGGCUUCUGAUCAGUAUCCUUCAUACCUCUAUCACCUAUUAUUUGGAUGAACAAGACCGGACUCUUCUCGCCACUUUUAUAUUGAUUGGUGGAUUAAUAUAUUUAUGCAUAUAUUUGUACCUGUGGGCUAUUGUGUUCAGCCACUAUCUGGAUGUCCGUGACGAGGAAGAGCGAGGAAGAUAUCGAAAGGCGCCUUACAAACGAUAAACCAAUCAAUUUUAAUUUAUUUUUAUGACUGACAUAUGCUUAUUUAAUUAACAAUUAAGAUAAUAUAUUAAGCAUAUAAUUAAACAGCGUUGUUUCAAAUGUAUUUACUUCACACAAAAGUUAUAUACACCAAAAAUAAUUUAAAUUAUGUAUAUCUUUUCUGACUAGAUCUUUUCUCACUAGGGUUAAGUAUAAAUGCAUGUCUCUAUAAUAAAUACAAAACGAUCCUAGCGACGCGUAAUCAUUGAAAGUGAUUCCACACGUAAACAGUAAAUAAGGACAGAAAAUUUGCACUUUGCUAGAAAAAAAUAUAUAAAAAAUCAUCUACUUAUCCAAGUACAACUAUUCAAGUCUGACUUUCAUACGUGGAAACCAGCCGUUGUGUGAUGUCAUUUACCUUCCACAUGGAGUCUUUACCAGUUUUUUUACCUUAUAUUCAGUGACCGUGAUGACUCGCCGUCCAAUUUUAUAUAGAAAAAACAGUAAUAAAUUCAUAUUCAUUAUACAUUGCAUACAACUUUUCAUAGCAACACCUUAAUAUAGCGACUAUGAUAGAGUUCAAACAAUGUGCCUUAAGUUACCAAAGUACGACUCUCGUUUGUCAAGAACGUAUUGGAUUUUGAGUCAUACUUAGCUCUAUUUAUUAUAUAUUGGCCU